Oryzias melastigma (Indian medaka) is the source of this 2792-nucleotide messenger RNA. Its product is annotated as gastrula zinc finger protein XlCGF28.1. The coding region runs from base 393 to 1847 and encodes 484 amino acids. NCBI's taxonomy places the organism in Eukaryota, Metazoa, Chordata, Actinopteri, Beloniformes, Adrianichthyidae. Gene Ontology annotation, biological process: regulation of transcription by RNA polymerase II. The transcript is spliced from 2 exons. Gene Ontology annotation, molecular function: RNA polymerase II cis-regulatory region sequence-specific DNA binding; DNA-binding transcription factor activity. The record is from RefSeq and is a predicted model, not a curated record.
ACUGACCUGUAUUGUUAGGAGUGUAAAUAGUUUUGACUCAUACUCCACACCAGGUGGUGGCGCUAAUGCACCACGACGUUGGUUGCAGCCCUCGAUGACGAGACAGGAAGAAGAAGCACGUGGCGCAAGCAUGCUAGCAAUGUUAGCUUUGUGUUCUUCUGAUGGUGUUGUUUAGUUCGGACGUUCGUGACGUUUUCGUACAGAAAGGACGAUACGUGGUUCGUGUCGGAACUCUCAGCAUUUUCCAAAGUGUCGUAAAUGAGUGAAUACGUGUUGAACGUAAAGACAACGUGGCUGUGAUUGUGAGACUAGCAGUUGAUCGGAGCUGCUGCUGUUCAGAGGACGGCGGUGUUUGUUGGAGUUGAAGAGCUUUUGCAGCUGCAGGAACCAUCAUGUCUUCAGAACCUCAGAAUUCUGCUGCUGAAGAACAGAACGAGCAGGAGCUUUGUCGUCAACGCGGACUAUGGAAUCCACAGCUUCAGCUGCACGUUAUAGUCGUCCCGCAUCGUUGUGUGAGCUUCACAGUGGAACAAGAGGAACCAGAACAUUCACAGAUUAAAGAGGUGCUGCAAGAAACAGAACCUCCACAGAUCAAAGAGGAGUGGCAAGAAACGGAACUUCCCCAGAUUAAAGAGGAGCUGCAAGAAACAGAGCUUCCACAGUUUAAAGAGGAGCAGCAAGAAACAGAACUUCCACGAAUUAAAGAGGAGCAAGAAGGGAUCUGCAUCAGUCAGGAUGAAAAGCAGCUUGAUCUGAAGCAGGAGACUGAUACCUUGAGGAAGAUUCCAACUUAUGAGGAAAGUGAGUACGGUGAAAAAUAUCUCAACAAUCAGCUGCACUUGAAUGCAACUGUUAGUCAGCAUGACAAAGGAAGCCAAAACGAACAAUCAAUAUCUAAUACAGAUGAUGUGACAGACACACAGAAAAGAGAUCAGAGAGGCAGAAGUCAUGUCCAAAGUGUGGACACUACAGGAGAGAAACUUUUCACUUGUGAAGAAUGUAAUAUUAGUUUUAGUCUUAAAUCCAUUUUUAAAAGACACAUGGGAACUCACAAAGGAAAUAAAUCUUUUUCUUGUAAAGGAUGUGAUAUGAGCUUUAGUCAUAAAUCAAGUCUAAAAAUACACAUCAGAAAACAUGCAGGAGUGAAAUCUUUUUCUUGUACAGAAUGUGAUGCAACCUUAAGUUGCAAGUCAAGUCUCAAAACACACAUGAGAACUCACACAGGAGAGAAACUGUUUUCUUGUAAAGAAUGUGACACAAGCUUUAGUCAUAAAUCAAGUCUAACAAUUCACACUAGAAAUCAUGCAGGAGUCAAACCUUAUUGUUGUCCAGAUUGUGAUGCAUGUUUUAGUCAGAUAUUUCAUCUGAAAACACACAUGAUGACUCACACAGGAGAGAAACCAUUUUAUUGCCAAGAAUGUAAUAAAGGGUUUAGGGUUGCUUCUACACUCAAAACGCAUAUGAGUACCCACAAAAAAGAGAAGCCUUUUGUAUGUAGAGAAUGUGAUACAGGUUGUAUUACAAAAUCUGGUCUCAAAGCACACAUGAGGAUUCACACAGGAGAAAAACCCUUUUCUUGUGAAGAAUGCAAUAAAAGUUUUGCUGCUUCAUAUUCUCUCAAAGCACACAUGAUAACUCACUCUGGAAAGAAGCCCUUUUCUUGUAAAGAAUGUAAUAAAUGCUUUCGUGAUGUAUCAUAUCUCAAAACUCAUAUGAGAAUUCACACUGGAGAAAAACCCUUUUUUUGUAAAGAGUGUAAUGCAAGUUUUAGUAAAACAUCUUAUCUCAAAACACACAUGAGGACUCACACAGGAGAGAAGCCCUUUUUUUUGUCAAGAAUGUUGUAAAACUUUUAGUUUUUCAUCAACUCUCCAAAAACAUAUGAGAACUCACACUGGAGAGAAGCCUUUCUCCUGUAAAGAAUGUGAUAAAAGUUACACUAAAAAAUGUAGUCUCAUAAACCAUAUAAGAACUCACUCGACAGAAACCUCUACCAUGUAAAAACUGUUGCACACAUUUUAUUAAAUCUAGUCUCACACCAUGCAUAAAGACUUACAGGCGAGAAACAAUUUUCUUGGCAUAAAUAAAAUAACAGAAUUAAUAAUUUGGCAAAACUCUCAACUUAAAAUAAUAUAGAAAAACUCAACAGAGAAUGCAUCUUUAAGUAUAACAUUAUUUUAUGUGAUUAGUGAUCAUUUCAUUAUUGUUUCAACUAAAGAAUGGUGAAUAUGUUACUAAGUCAUGUUAGAAAUUAAUUUUGUGAGGAAAGAUUUUUCCCAAAAAUGUAGUAAGGAAGAGGUGGAUAAAGAAACGGACUGUUGUUUCUGUCUUGUGUUCAGGUGAUUUAUAUUUUAUAGUACAGAUUAAAACUGUUUCGCUCUUGUUUUUAGUUUUGAUGACUGUCACUCAGUUUAUGUAUUUCAGUGUGUCUUUUCAGUUCAGAAUAAAGUGAAAGUAAACAGUAAGCACGGAGCCUUUCCCACAGUGUGAGUUUUCUGCUGUUUUCCGGCUUCAUAAAGCAUCUAGAAACAAAUACUGUAUUUUCAAAGUUACCGUUUUCUGCCCACUUCCUUUCUUCCCCCUUUUCUAUCCAUUUUUUUUCAUUUUUGGCCUUCUUUUUCUUCUCUUUGAUUCUAUAUUUAUUUCUUAUUUUAUUUAUCUUCCAGCUGCUUUUGGAAGUAUGGGAAUAAAUGUACUUUCACUUUGACUUUUCCUCUUUUUACAGCCUCAUGGAUUGCUACGCUUCAUUAAAAGUUAUCUAAAAAACAACAGACCCAAAGAAAACAAAAAAA